Messenger RNA from Catharus ustulatus (Swainson's thrush), 939 nucleotides. RefSeq lists its product as uncharacterized. The coding region runs from base 1 to 939 and encodes 312 amino acids. The transcript has a single exon. The record is from RefSeq and is a predicted model, not a curated record. Lineage: Eukaryota; Metazoa; Chordata; Aves; Passeriformes; Turdidae.
AUGCACUACCCCGGCGAGCGCUGCCCGCCGCUCCUCCUGCCCGGCCCCAAAUUCAUCCCCGAGCUUCUCCCGCCGUGCCCGGCUCACCCCGAGCCCUUCGCCAACACUUGCCACCCCCUGAGCAUCACCAAGAGCCCGGUGCCACGCUGGCAGAGCUGUCCCCAAGGCGCCACCGCGCUGUCGCUGCUGCCGUGCCAGCCCAUCGUGCAGAAAUGCGUCCUGCUCUGCCCCGAGCCCUGCGAGACCACGCGGUUGUUGCCCCGCUCUGAGCUGACCACCAAGUGCCCCGCUGGCCACCAAACCGUGCAGGCCACCCAGAGCCCCCGUGGCGACAAGAAACGCGUGGCCAGGAGCCUCCCACCCUGCGCUCCGCGCUGCCCCGAGCCCGGCCGGCUGCGCUUCCCCCCGUGCGGGAUCCGCUGCUCCUCCUCGGCGUCCUGCCGUGGCGAGUGCGGCUCGCACAAGGCGGCCAAGUGCUCCUGGCGCGUCCCUGAGGUGACCAGUGGCUACUCGCUGCCUCUGCGAGGGGUCACCGAGUGUCCCCCGCAGCAGAGCGUGGGUCACUCCUUCCUGCAGGAUUACCUGGCCCCGCACAGGUGCUCCAAGGGGUAUCCCACGCAGGAAUUUGUCACCUGUUCGUGUCACCAAGGCGUCGCCAAGGUCGCCCAGGAGUGCCCGCAGCUCAGGGAGGUGGCCAAGGGCACCAGGGAGGUGGCCAAGGGCACCAAGGAGUGCGCCCAGCUCAGGGAGGUGGCCAAGGGCUCGCUGCUUAUCGAGGGCACCAAGGGCCGGAGCUGCUCCGCGCAGCAUCUGAGCAAGUCCCGCUGUGGCCAGCAGCGUCCCCGAGGGGCCCCGCGUCCCUCCCGCCUGGCCCCGACCCCGGCCAAGCGCUCCGGACACCCCAAAAAAAGUCGCAGCGCGUCCAGGUGGCUCUGGUGA